Molecule: messenger RNA, 1143 nt
Organism: Monoraphidium neglectum
Lineage: Eukaryota; Viridiplantae; Chlorophyta; Chlorophyceae; Sphaeropleales; Selenastraceae
Exons: 2
Coding region: 1-1143 (380 amino acids)
Source: RefSeq, a predicted model, not a curated record
AUGCCGGGGUCCCCCCCGGGGUUGGAGCCGCUAAGCUCGAGCCUCAGCCCGGCCGGCUGGGCGCCGGGGGCCGCCGGCGGCGGCCUGCUGGCCGGCGCUUACAGCAGCGACGGCGGCUCGAGCAGCGCUGCGGACGGCGCGGGCGGCAGCCGCCGCGGCGCGGGCGCAGGCGCGCCCGCUUCCGCUUCCGCGGGCAGCAGCAGCCCGGAGGGCGGCGGCGGGGCCGGCGGCUGGUUUGCUUGGCCCGCUGCGACGCCGCACCCAUUGAGCCCGCUCGGCAGCGGCAGUUGCGGCGGCGGCGGCUUGGCCCCUCGGCUUGUUGUGCCUGGCCCUGCCGGCAGCGUCUGCGGUGCCGGGCCGACCGCGUUUGAGCUUGGCGGGCUGCGGCCGGCGGCCGCGGCGGCGGCGCAUGAGCCCGGCCGCAAGAGCUUGGGCCCCCGUGGCGGCGCGUUUGGGAGCUUCAUAUGCGGCACCGGCAGCAGCGGCGCCGGUGCCGCCGCGGCGGCGGCGGGAGCUGCGGCGCCGACGACGCCCAGCCUGGCCGCUGCUGCGGCGCGGGCCGGCGCUGGCGCUGGCGGCUGCGGCGGGACACCCGAGUAUGCGCCACACGUUAUGGUGGUCCUGACAGACAGCGUCGCUGACAGCGCGGCGCCCGCUGCCGCGGGGGGCGAGGGCAGCCCGCUGGCGCCGGCCGAGCGGCCGCCCCGCGGCGGGCGCGGCGGCAAGCACAGGCAGAAGGCAAAGCUCAACCAGUCCCUGGCCGCGCUCGCCGCCGCCGGCGCGGCGCCGGGCGCGGCGGCGGCGGCGCAGCAGUACGUGCGGCGCUGCCUGGCGCAGUACAAGCGGCGACACCACGGCGACGCGGCGGCGCUGGAGCUGCUUACGCGGCACCUGGCCUACCUCAUCGGCGGCGUCGUGCGCUUCCAGCUAGACGCCCUCAUCCCCUGGGCAGACCUGCCGGUGCCUGCCCCCGCUGAGCUGGCGGAUAAGACCCGCACCCCCACCUACAAGGCCUGGCUCUGCCGCCUCGGCGUCGUGCCGCCCGACGCGUUCGCGACCGCGGACUCCGGCCCGGAGUCCGCGUGCGGGACGCCGACGGCGGGCGGCGGGGGCGGCGGCGCGUUUGGGGCGGCGCCGUUCUGA